Amphiprion ocellaris (clown anemonefish) is the source of this 1956-nucleotide messenger RNA. RefSeq lists its product as uncharacterized. The record is from RefSeq and is a predicted model, not a curated record. The transcript is spliced from 10 exons. NCBI's taxonomy places the organism in Eukaryota, Metazoa, Chordata, Actinopteri, Pomacentridae. The coding region runs from base 173 to 811 and encodes 212 amino acids.
GGCUCAGAGUCGCUCCGCUGCUGAGAAACUGCAGAAGAAUGAAGGCGGCCGGACCACUGAAGGAAACCAGCAGCAGCUUCAGCCUGAUGGAUUAAUGCUGACCAGCUAACAGAAUCAACACCAGGCAGGCUGUUGUCCUGCUGGUCUGAGGUCAGUUCUGUCUGUUCCAGGUAUGACAGUGAGCUCCAGUCUGCUGGUGGUCGUCCUGACUGUGGUGUCGGUGGCGUCUCUGAGUCUGCUGUCGCUGCUGUGUCUGCGAUGCAGAAGGAAAUCCAAGAUCAAAGAGGUGGAGCGUCAAAUAUACGACCCACAGACGUUCCAACGUGGGGGAAGUAAAUUUGCAGUGAUGCGAUCAAAAACAGUCACCAGAAUAAAUCAGAUGACUUCAACCACACCUGAAAGUCCAGAUGAAUUUGCAUCUCCAGGAGAUCAAACAGUCAGUUCGAGUCUGGAACACGACUAUGUAGCACCGAUCGCUGUAUCGGUGUACGCCAAUGAGCCGAUCGGAGGGAUGAUGGCCGAUUAUAAUCAGACUCCACCAGACUACGAGAACAUUUUCUCAUCGUUGCCGAUAGCAGAUGAUGAAGACGACUAUGAAAACUCUCAGUACCUGAACCAAGUUCAGGCGCAGCUGGAGGACAGUAAGUCACGUACAAGGCUUUGUAAAAGACCUUCACCUGUCCAGCAUAGAAAUCAAUGUGUUCGAGGGCUUGUUCUGUCUCUUUGCGGUUUGGUUUGGUCUGUUUGCAUCAGUUUUUGCGUGUGCUUUUGUUUGUUUUGUGUCUGUUUUUACUGGUUUGGGUCUAUCUGAAGUAGUUUCUGAGUCUCUUCAUGGUUGUUUUGCAUCUAGUAGUGGUCCUUUAUGUAUAUAUGUAUCUUAGAGGUGGGUUAAUCAGUUUGCAUUGAAUUAUCGCCUGUUUAUGGUCAUUUUGGAACUCUUUUCCAUUGGUUUGUAUCUCUCUUUGUCGUCCUUUAAUGUCUGUUUGCAGUUCUUUUCGGUCAGUUUGCAUCUCUUUCUGGUCUCGUUUUGUGCCCCUUCCAGCUAUUUUGCAUCCAGUAGUGCUCCAUAGUGACAAUUAAUCUGUUUGCAUUGAAUUAGCAUCUAUUUGUGUUCAUUUUGCAUCUCUUUUAGUCAAGUUUAAUAUCUUUGUUGUUGUUUGGUCUGUUUGCAUCAGUUUUCCAUGUGCUUUUGUUUGUUUUGUGUGUGUUUUUAUUAGUUUAGGUCUAUUUGAAGUAGUUUCUGAGUCUCUUCAUGGUUGUUUUGCAUCUAGUAGUGGUCCUUUGGUAUAUCUUAGAGGUGGUUUAAUCAGUUUGCAUUGAAUUAGCACCUAUUUAUGUUCAUUUUGCAACUAUUUUAGUCAGGUUUAAUGUCUUUGCUAGUGUGUUUCUGUUGACGGUUUUACAUCUGUUUGUGGUCAUUUUGCAUCUGUUUUUAUUAGUUUAGGUCUCUUUGCAUUCAUUUCUGAGUCUCUUUGUGCUUGUUUUGCAGUCAGUUUGCAUCUAGUAGUGGUCCUUCUGUGUGUCUUAGAUGUGUAUGUCUGUGGGUGUUGAUUUAGCAGCAUUUUUUGUUCAUUUUUGCAUCUCUUUCUGGCUGUUUUACGUCUUUAUGGUUAAUUUUUGUCUCUUGCUGUUUCGGUUCUUCCGUUUGUGUCUGUUGCAUCUUGUUUAAGUGAGUUUGCAUCUCUUGUGUUUUAAUGUGUAUUUGCUACAGUUUAGGGAGUAUUUUUAUUAAUUUUAGUUGGGUUGUGUCUUUUCUCUGCUGAGUUUAACACACCUGUAGACAAAUUCAGUUGUAGAGAUGACAUGUCAUAAAUAAUAUACAAUAUAUCUCCAAACAUCAGGCAGUUCCCUCUGUUUAAGUUGCUGCUUGUUACCUAAAGUUGUUUCAUAAACCAUCAACAACACCUCUAAAUUUUGUUUCCAACAAUAACUAUUCCUCAUCUUUUUCUUUUUGUA